AUGACUGCCACCAUCCUCUCGGCCUUAUCGCACAUAGUCGAGCGCCUCGAUGUGCAAGUCGCCACCAAGAAGAACCGAGGAGGAGCAUGCAAGAUCUUCGCAGCUUUGAGAUUCUUCGACGACAUCACCGACGCCAAGUUCAAGAAGUGUGCGCUCGCUAUCCUCGCUUGGUUUUCGGGACACGUGGAUCGCCAGAAGAGUUAUGCUGAUCGGAGACGCAGACCACUAGAGUUCUCUGUUGGCGACCAUGUAUUUCUACGAGUUUCACCCACGAAAGGGGUGAAGAGAUUUGGCCUCAGAGGUAAGCUAGCUCCGCGGUACAUUGGUCCUUUCGAGAUCUUGGAGAGGAUCGGAGCAGUAGCUUACCGACUGGCACUACCACCGUCCCUGUUAGGCGUGCAUGAUGUAUUUCAUGUAUCCAUGCUGAGGAGAUAUGUACCCGAUUCGACGCAUGUGCUGGCAGAUAUCCCAGUUCCAGUUCAGCCUGACAUUACCUAUGAGGAGGUUCCGGUACGGAUUCUCGACCGGAAGGAGCGUCAAUUGCGGAACAAGACCAUCCGACUGGUUAAAGUCGGAUGGCAGCAUCAUUCGGACGAGGAGGCUACUUGGGAGCUCGAGGACACUAUCCGAGCUCGAUAUCCCCAUGUUUCAGCAGCAACUAUUCCAGUUGAGGUGAUCUUGGUUUCCAGCAGUGCUCCUAUCCCUGCAGCAACUCCUUCCAGCAUCAAGGAUAGCUAG
This is a messenger RNA of Zingiber officinale, 738 nucleotides long. RefSeq lists its product as uncharacterized. The transcript has 5 exons. The coding region runs from base 1 to 738 and encodes 245 amino acids. Lineage: Eukaryota; Viridiplantae; Streptophyta; Magnoliopsida; Zingiberales; Zingiberaceae. The record is from RefSeq and is a predicted model, not a curated record.